GUCCCAAAUGAGUGCACUGACGCCAGCCCAGCUCAAGACGCCGGUCCCGAGCGACAUUGAGAUCAGCGAUGCGACGACGCCCGUCCACAUCCGGGAGAUUGCGACGGCCGCCGGCCUCCUCGAAGAUGAAAUCUACUUCUACGGCAAGACCAAGGCCAAGGUAGCUCUCGCGGUGCGCGACCGCCUGAGCCACGUCGAGCACGGCGCCUAUGUCGUCGUCACGGGCAUCACGCCGACGCCGCUCGGCGAGGGCAAGAGCACGACCACGAUUGGCCUCGCCCAGGCGCUCGGCGCGCACCUGAAGAAGAAGUCGUUUGCGUGCAUUCGCCAGCCGUCGCAAGGCCCGACCUUCGGCAUCAAGGGUGGCGCCGCUGGCGGUGGCUACGCCCAAGUCGUGCCCAUGGACGAGUUCAACUUGCACAUGACGGGCGACAUCCACGCGAUCACGGCGGCCAACAACCUCCUGUCGGCGGCCAUUGACGCGCGCAUGUUCCACGAGUCGACGCAGAAGGACAAGGCGCUCUUCAACCGUCUCUGCCCGGCCAAGAAGGACGGGUCCCGCGUCUUUGCGCCCGUGAUGCUGCGCCGCCUUCGCAAGCUCGGGAUCACCAAGACCAACCCGUCCGAGCUCACGGACGACGAGAUCAGUCGCUUUGCCCGCCUCGACAUUGACCCCGCGACGCUUACGUGGAAUCGCGUGUUGGAUACCUGCGACCGCUUCCUCCGUGGCAUCACGAUCGGGAAAGCGCCGACUGAGAAGGGCCAUGAACGCGAAACCGGCUUUGACAUUACGGUUGCGAGCGAGAUCAUGGCGGUCUUGGCGCUGGCCACGAGCCUCGAUGACAUGCGCGAGCGUCUCGGCCGCAUGGUGGUGGGCAUGAGUCGCAAGGGCGACCCGGUCACGGCCGACGACCUCGGUGUCGGUGGUGCGCUCACCGCGCUCAUGAAGGACGCCAUCAUGCCGACCCUCAUGCAAACGGUGGAGCAGACGCCGGUGCUCGUGCACGCCGGGCCGUUCGCCAACAUUGCCCACGGCAACUCGUCGAUCAUUGCCGACCAGAUCGCGCUCAAGCUCGUGGGGCGUGACGGCGUCGUCGUCACCGAAGCCGGGUUUGGCGCGGAUAUUGGCAUGGAAAAGUUCUUUGACAUCAAGUGCCGCUACUCGGGCCUGCGCCCGCAGUGCGUCGUGCUUGUCGCGACCGUGCGGGCGCUCAAGAUGCACGGUGGCGGCCCCACGGUCACGGCCGGCAAGCCGUUGGACGCGGUGUACGUCGAUGAAAACCUUGCGCUUGUCACUGCCGGCUGCGACAACAUGAUGCAGCACAUCCGCAACGCACGCAAGUUUGGUGUCUCGGUCGUCGUGUCGGUCAACCGGUUCGCGACCGACUCGGACAAAGAAAUCGCAAUCGUGUGCGCCAAGGCCGUCGAGGCCGGUGCGCUCGCCGCCGUCGAGUGCAACCACUGGGCCCUCGGGGGGCGGGGGGCGGUCGAGCUCGCCGAGGCCGUCGUCAAGGCCUGCGCGUCGCCCACCAACAACUUUAAGUUUUUGUACCCACUCGAAGCCUCGAUCGAGGAGAAGGCGCGCGCCGUAUGCCAAAAGAUCUAUGGCGCCGACGACGUCAUCUUCUCGGACCUCGCCAAGGCCAAGCUCGAGGUGUUUACCAAGUGCGGCUAUAGCCACUUCCCCAUCUGUAUGGCCAAGACGCACCUCAGCUUUAGCACGGACCCGACCAAGAAGAACGUGCCGACCGGGUUUUCGGUCACGAUCCGCGAUAUUCGCGCGUCGGUGGGCGCUGGGUUCCUCUAUCUGCUCUGCGGCGACAUCAUGACGGUGCCGGGGCUCCCGACGCGCCCGGGCUUUUAUGACAUUGACGUUGAUACGACGUCUGGCAAGAUCAUUGGGCUCUUCUAAGGCAGAUGGCCGUCGUCAACCGUAACAAAGAGACGUUGACAGAGUGGUUUCAUUCGUGUUGACGUCAUUGUGACACCUG
Molecule: messenger RNA, 1991 nt
Organism: Saprolegnia diclina VS20
Lineage: Eukaryota; Oomycota; Saprolegniomycetes; Saprolegniales; Saprolegniaceae
Product: formate-tetrahydrofolate ligase
Exons: 16
Coding region: 8-1912 (634 amino acids)
Molecular function (GO): ATP binding; formate-tetrahydrofolate ligase activity
Source: RefSeq, a predicted model, not a curated record